CUCUCUCUCUAACUUUAUCUCUCUUCCGCUCUCUCUCCCUCUCUCUCUAAAAUCUCUGUUAAAUUAAAAAUCAAAUCGAAGCUGCCGCCGCAUCAGGCCAACCGAUCGCCGGAAAAUGGACGGUAGUAAAGAGAAACGAUUCGACGCCGGUAGCUUCCACGGCGGUGAAGACGACGGCGACCUGAGGAGAGGACCGUGGACGGUGGAGGAGGACAUAACUCUGAUCAAUUACAUCGCCAAUCACGGCGAAGGCCGGUGGAAUUCCCUCGCCCGCUGCGCCGGUCUGAAGCGAACGGGGAAGAGCUGCCGUCUGCGGUGGCUGAAUUAUCUCCGGCCGGACGUCCGGCGGGGAAACAUUACGCUCGAAGAACAGCUCUUGAUUCUCGAACUUCAUUCCCGAUGGGGAAAUAGAUGGUCGAAAAUUGCCCAACAAUUGCCGGGACGAACGGAUAACGAGAUAAAGAACUACUGGAGAACUCGGGUGCAGAAACACGCAAAACAGCUGAAAUGCGACGUUAACAGCAAGCAAUUCAAGGACACGAUGCGAUAUCUCUGGAUGCCGCGCCUCGUCGAACGGAUUCAGGCAGCCGCCACGGCCGCCGCGUCCUCCGCCGCGGCGCCGCCGACGAUCGUGAAUAACAACGGGAACGAUUUCGUCGGAACUCCACAAGUGACGCCGAGUUACACGUCGGAGAAUUCCAGCACCGGCACCGGCGGCGGCGGAGUCUCCUCCGACGGGACGCAGGUUUCCUCCGUCUCGGAUUUGACGGAUUGCUACAACAAUUUCCGUGUUGGCGAUUGUUUUCCGAUGGGUUACAGCCAGGAGCCGCCACCGCUGCAGAGCCCGGCCGGCGGAUUCUUCAACCAAGGGAUGUUAGAUUUUCAAGCCAUGGAGCAGAGUUCUUCCCAGUGGCUGCCGGACGGCGGCGUCGACAUGUCGGAGAGCCUGUGGAACGGCGCCGGCGCCGACGACUUGUGGUUCUUGCAGCAGCAGUUAAAUUAACAUCUGAAAAAAGGAAAAAAGAGAAAAAAAAGAAAAAAACAGAACAAAGAGGAAUAAAAGGGGAAGAGGAACAUACACAUAAUUUGUAGAGCUCAAGAUUUCGCCUCUUGGAAGAAGGGGGGGAAUUAGAAGAAUUAAUAGGAUUUUACGAAGAACAGGGUCCAAUUUUUUGGAUUAUUCUGUUUUUUUUUUUUAACUGUUUCUUUAGAUUUCCAAUUAUUGGGGUUUGGGGGAAAUUUGUAAAAUUGAAUCUUGAGGGUUCUUUUUUCUGUAUCUCAUUCUUUGAAUUAUUGGCUCUUCCGCAAAGGCAAAGGGAAUGCUAGCUAGCUAGCUUCUUCCUCCCCCUUUACUUUUUCUUUUAAAUAUUUAGUUGUUUAACUUUUUUUCUUUUUAUGGUUAAAUUAUAAAUUUAGUGUGCA
This is a messenger RNA of Momordica charantia (bitter melon), 1422 nucleotides long. RefSeq names its product transcription factor MYB78. Gene Ontology annotation, cellular component: nucleus. Gene Ontology annotation, biological process: regulation of DNA-templated transcription. NCBI's taxonomy places the organism in Eukaryota, Viridiplantae, Streptophyta, Magnoliopsida, Cucurbitales, Cucurbitaceae. The record is from RefSeq and is a predicted model, not a curated record. Gene Ontology annotation, molecular function: sequence-specific DNA binding; DNA-binding transcription factor activity.